Molecule: messenger RNA, 1594 nt
Organism: Rhagoletis pomonella (apple maggot)
Lineage: Eukaryota; Metazoa; Arthropoda; Insecta; Diptera; Tephritidae
Gene: Dpit47
Product: DNA polymerase interacting tetratricopeptide repeat-containing, protein of 47 kDa
Exons: 6
Coding region: 261-1451 (396 amino acids)
Molecular function (GO): Hsp90 protein binding
Source: RefSeq, a predicted model, not a curated record
UUGUUACUUACUAAAAUAUAUAUAUUGGCACGCGUAUGAAUGUAUGUAAAUACGCGCAAAUGUACCGUAAAAUUUAAAUGCGACGAAUGUAGCCUUUUGUACGCUUCCAUUUUUUCCUGUUUGUAUCAUUGCAUCUCUGCGCCACAGCUGUGGCGCUCACUAAACACAGCACCGGAAAACACAUGUUGACUUCUUGCACGAUUUGUUUACAUCUUUUUUCGGUGCACACGCGAAUUGUUUUCAAUUAAAAUCUGUAAAUUAUGACCGACGAGCAAAUGGCAAUGAAUAAGAAAUGGACAGACGAGGAGCGUUUGGCGUUGGCCGCUAAACUAGAUGAAGAUCUGGAUGCAUUCAUUGAUGGUUUGGAAAGGAAACGCUACGAAGAAGGCUGGCCAGAGGAUCGCUGGCAGGAAGAAAUGGAAAAGCAUCCGUUCUUCAUGAAGAAAGCACCACAGCCCGGCGACGAAGUGCAUCCAAUGUUUGAAGGUCUGCAGAAGUUAAAAUAUGAUCCAGAGGAGAAUACAGCUGAAGAGCUUGCUCUCAAUUACAAAGAGGACGGCAACUUUUACAUGAAACAUAAAAAGUUCCGCACAGCAAUAUAUAGCUUUACAGAGGCUUUAAAAGCCAAAUGUGAUAAGCCAGAGGUGAAAUCUGUGUUGUAUAAUAAUCGUUCAGCUGCACACUUUUUUCUCAAGAACUAUCGAUCGGCGCUUGGUGACGCUCAACGCGCUCUGGAAUAUAAUCCGGAGUAUGCAAAAGCACGCUGGCGUGCUGCUCAAUGUGCUUUUUAUUUGAACAAAUUCGAGUUAUGUUCAGAAUUAUGCGAUGAAAUACUAGAACGCGACGGUAGCAACGUAGAAGCUAAAGAACUGUUAAAGAAAAAUAAAACAAAAAAGCUGGAAAUUGAACGUGAUCAACGCAAAGAAUCUGCAGAAUCGAAAAAGCGCAUGGUACGCACUCAACAACUAAUUGAUGCUUUGACGAAGCGCGGCAUAAAAUUUGAUGACCUAAAGAAAAAUAUGUCUAUUACAGAGGAGUUGCUACGUCCAAAGUUUCUUCCUUUGGAAGACCAUCCAGUGCAUUUGGAUGAUGAUAAAGACACUCUGGUAUGGCCAGCAGCCUUUUCUUACCCAGAAUUUUUAUUUAGCGAUUUUCAACAAGAGCUGCAAGAGAAUGUAACCAUGGAAGAUUGCAUAAACGCCUUAUUAUUAGAGCCAUUGUCAUGUGAUAAAUCUAAUAGCUACCGCCCUGGCAACAUAAAUGUCUACUAUGAAAAUCGGAAAGUGGGCUGCGUGCAUAAAGUUGACUUAAGUAAUACCAUUAGAGAUAUUUUAAAUGAAAAGGGUUUCUUUGUUACCGGUGGCUCGCUUUUAUUCUAUAUUGUACCGAAAAAUUCACGUGUCGAACAAGAAUUCAUUCAUCAGAAGAGGAGACCGUUAACAUACGCGUAAAUUUAUUUAUUACGGUUAAAAAUUAUGAGUAGAUUUUAUAAAAAUAAGAAUGAAAUUAUUAAGACACAAGAAAAAAAAAACGUUUAUAUGAAACCCCCAAGUUGCUUACUCUAUUGCAUUAAAAGAUUUUGGUUUUUUCGGUG